GCGGGGAAUGGGCGAUCCUGAAUCGACUGGCCGCGCACGGCUCAGGGCAAGGGUGCCGGCGCCCCCAGAACGCCAGGGACGUACUGUGAGGGAAGGCCUAGCUGCUGAGCCCUUUGGGACCGGGGUCUGACAUCUGGACGGAGUGGGAAAGCAGCAUCCUGCCCUUGGGGAGUCGGGAGGAGCCCAGUCCCAUCCAGCUGUGCAAACAGGAGGAGGAGGAGGAGGUCCCAAGCCUACCCUUGGGAAAGGGGCGAGAGGGGUGGUCAGGCCGCCGCCGCGCCGGCCCCCGCGGUGCGGGUUGCGCCAGCCUCCUCGGAGCCCGACGCAGAAACUUGUUGCAACAAACAGGCGACCGCGGGUGCCCCUAGCAGCCAGCGGCGGAGUGGGUGGGCGGUCGAGAGGGAGGGGAAGGCUGGCGGACGCCGCAGCGAACUGGUGGGCAGACCCGGAGUCGCCGCGUAAGCGGGGCCGGCUCAGUGCGGUGCGGCAGGCGCGGCUGUGCGGCAGCGGAAGUCCUUUGUUGCAGCACAGUCCCUGGCAGAGCCAGAGCCUCUCCGCGCAACCCAGCCCGAGCGCCGCGCGCCGCCGCCACUGCAGCUCUUGGCCCUUCUGCCUCCGCCCGCCUUUCCCGUGGCCGAUUUGCCUUAAACUCCCUAAAAUCUCCGCAGCCCCGGUUCCUGCUGCGGCCGGUCUCUCUGAAUCCUGUAAAAUGUCUAUAGACCUAGAAAUCUCAUCCUGCAUAAAAUGGGCUUGGGGUCUCUAAUUAAUAGAAGAUGGCAAAGCCCAGCCACAGCAGCUACGUCCUUCAGCAGCUAAACAACCAAAGGGAAUGGGGUUUCCUCUGUGACUGUUGUAUUGCAAUUGAUGACAUUUACUUUCAAGCACACAAAGCAGUUCUAGCUGCCUGUAGCUCCUAUUUUAGAAUGUUUUUCAUGAAUCAUCAGCAUAGUACUGCACAGCUGAAUCUCAGCAACAUGAAAAUUAGUGCCGAGUGUUUUGAUCUUAUUUUGCAGUUUAUGUAUUUAGGAAAAAUUAUGACAGCUCCUUCCAGUUUUGAGCAGUUUAAAGUGGCAAUGAACUACCUACAGCUGUACAAUGUUCCUGACUGUUUAGAAGACAUACAGGAUGCAGAUUGUUCUAGUUCAAAAUGUUCAUCUUCUGCUUCUAGCAACCAGAACAGCAAAAUGAUAUUUGGGGUAAGAAUGUAUGAAGACACUGUGGCUAGAAAUGGCAGUGAAGCCAAUAGAUGGUGUGCAGAGCCAAGUUCAACAGUAAAUACACCACAUAAUAGAGAGCCUGAUGAAGAGUCUUUGCAAUUAGGUAAUUUUCCUGAACCAUUAUUUGAUGUAUGUAAGAAGAGUUCUGUGUCCAAAUUAUCUACUCCAAAAGAACGUGUCUCACGACGCUUUGGACGGAGUUUUACCUGUGAUAGUUGUGGAUUUGGCUUUAGCUGUGAGAAGUUACUAGAUGAGCAUGUGCUAACCUGUACUAACAGACAUUCAUACCAAAAUACAAGAUCCUAUCACAGAAUAGUGGAUAUUAGAGAUGGAAAAGACAGUAAUAUCAAAGCUGAAUUUGUUGAAAAGGAUUCUUCUAAAACAUUUUCUGCACAGACGGACAAAUACAGAGGAGACACAAGCCAGGCUGCUGAUGACUCAACUUCAACCACUGGAAGCAGAAAAAGUAGCACAGUGGAGUCUGAACUAGCCAGUGAAGAAAAAAGCAGAGCUGCUGAGAGGAAAAGAAUCAUUAUCAAGAUGGAACCAGAGGAUAUCCCUACAGAUGAACUGAAAGACUUUAACAUUAUUAAAGUGACUGAUAAAGACUGUAAUGAGUCCACUGACAAUGAUGAAUUAGAAGAUGAACCUGAAGAGCCAUUUUAUAGAUACUAUGUUGAAGAAGAUGUCAGUAUUAAAAAAAGUGGGAGGAAAGCUCUGAAACCUCGGAUGUCAAUAAACACUGAUGAAAGAGGUGGUUUAGAAAAUAUGAGGCCCCCUAACAACAGCAGUCCAGUACAAGAGGAUACUGAAAACGCAUCCUGUGAGUUGUGUGGGCUCACAAUAACUGAGGAGGACCUGUCAUCUCAUUACUUAGCCAAACACAUCGAAAAUAUCUGUGCAUGUGGCAAAUGUGGACAAAUACUUGUGAAGGGUAGACAGCUUCAGGAACAUGCCCAGAGAUGUGGAGAGCCCCAAGACCUGACAAUGAACGGGUUAGGAAGUACUGAGGAGAAGAUGGACAUGGAAGAGAAUCCUGACGAACAGUCUGAAAUCAGGGAUAUGUUUGUUGAAAUGUUGGAUGAUUUUAGGGACAAUCAUUUCCAGAUAAACAAUAUCCAAAAAAAGCAGUUAUUUAAACAUUCUGCCUGUCCUUUUCGAUGUCCUAAUUGUGGCCAGCGUUUUGAAACUGAAAAUCUAGUGGUUGAACAUAUGUCUAGCUGCCUAGACCAAGACAUGUUCAAGAGUGCCAUCAUGGAAGAGAAUGAAAGGGAUCACAGACGAAAGCAUUUUUGUAAUCUGUGUGGGAAAGGAUUUUAUCAGCGGUGUCACUUAAGAGAACACUAUACUGUUCACACCAAGGAAAAGCAGUUUGUUUGUCAGACAUGUGGAAAGCAGUUUUUAAGGGAACGUCAGUUGCGACUCCACAAUGAUAUGCACAAAGGCAUGGCCAGGUAUGUCUGUUCCAUUUGUGAUCAAGGCAACUUCAGAAAACAUGACCAUGUACGGCAUAUGAUUUCUCAUUUAUCUGCUGGUGAGACUAUAUGCCAGGUCUGCUUUCAGAUAUUCCCAAAUAAUGAACAGUUGGAACAGCACAUGGAUGUUCACCUGUAUACAUGUGGAAUAUGUGGAGCAAAGUUUAAUUUGAGGAAAGAUAUGAGAUCACAUUAUAAUGCCAAGCAUUUGAAAAGAACAUAAGUGAUUUUCUACUGUAUAAUGUUUAGCUGAUAGGAGACAAAACACCAAAGCAAAGGAUAUGAGCUAUUUAGAAAAUGAAUUUAUAAGAUGAAUUGUUGAAAAAAAUUUUAAGGCCCUUUACCUUUAAUAUUUUUUGUUUAGGAUCUUAAGUAUCUACAUUUUAGGUGUUAUUAAAUGUUUAUCAUUUUUGUUAUUUUUAAUAGAAUUCUUUGUUUUUAGUUUGUUUUAGCUAUGAUUAAAAUUACUUUUAAAUGUAGACUACAAGUGGUUGUUACCCCUUCAGUGACUAUUAAAGUUUAGUUUUUUUAUCAAUAAGGUGAUGACUUCACUAUUUUUAUGUGUUUUUUUUUUUCUAAAGUUACCCUGUGAAAUUUUAAACCCAACAUCAUUGGCCGUUCCUGUUUAAAUUUUUUUAAAAAAUUGUUUGUUUUAAAUAAUUAGUUAUUUGAAACUAUCCCAUUCACUGUAGCUUUUUUUUUUUUUUUUGGAAGUUGAACAGUGAUUUAGCCACUGUUUAUUCCCUGUCUUAUCAAUGAAAUUCGUAUUCUUAAAUUGACAACUUAAUAGGCAGGUUAGGUGCACUGAAUCUAACCUUGAAGGUUGACAUGGGCUCAAACUUGGCCUAAAAAGAUUGAUGAACCUAAGGAAAUUCCUAUAAAUGAAUAUUUCCUAUAAUUGAUAAAAUAUUAUCAUUUAAUAAUCACAUUUAAAACUUAUAUUAAGUGUAAAACCCAAUGACUUUACCCCACUUGAGAAAUUAGUGGGGACAAGUCAUUUUGUUUUGUGAUAUUAAAUUUAACUAUGAUAGUUAAUUAAAAAGGCAUAUCUUGUAUUCAUUUAAAAUAAUUUAAAAUAUUCUGAUUUCUAAAGUGUGUUAGUUUAUGAAUUAUUUUUGUUUAUAAAUAGACUUUAAUAGCUUUCUAGGAAUAUGACAUCUAAAGGAAAAUGAUUUUUCACCUUUAAAAUGACAUACUUUUGGAACUUUGAGAUUUGAGAAAGC
Messenger RNA from Lagenorhynchus albirostris (white-beaked dolphin), 3915 nucleotides. RefSeq names its product zinc finger and BTB domain containing 1 (gene ZBTB1). The transcript has 3 exons. The record is from RefSeq and is a predicted model, not a curated record. Lineage: Eukaryota; Metazoa; Chordata; Mammalia; Artiodactyla; Delphinidae. Gene Ontology annotation, molecular function: protein binding. Gene Ontology annotation, biological process: regulation of immune system process; negative regulation of transcription by RNA polymerase II; regulation of cytokine production. The coding region runs from base 774 to 2915 and encodes 713 amino acids.